AUGAAACCAAAUUCAAUAAAUGAACUUUUGGCAGAUUCAACUAUAUUUUUAACUGGAGUUACUGGAUUUAUCGGAGGAACUUUAUUAGAACGUAUUUUAAAAACCUGCCCAGGACCGAAAAAAGUUUAUGUCUUAGUCAGAAAUAAAUGCGACCACGAUGCUUCUGACAGAGUUAAGCAAAUUCUUUCAUCUCCAUUGUUUUCAGAUGUAAAGCCAGAAAGAUUGCAAAUAGUCGAGAUAAUUCCAGGAGAUAUCACUGUUGAAGGACUUGGAAUUUCUGCUUCAUAUAAAGAUUUGUUGAUUUCUACGUGCACUCAUGUAUUUCAUUCAGCUGCUUACAUAUCAUUUGCUGCCCAUCUUGACCUGGCCAUCAAGAUCAAUUUGGUUGGUGCUCGUAAUGUAUUGAAUCUGGUCAAGGAGAUGAGAAAGAUCCAAUGUAUGGUUCACUUAUCCACAGCUUAUGCUAAUUGUACCAAGGAUCGUAAACCAAUUAUAGAGGAGAAGCUGUAUCCCAUAAUAAUUGAUCCAAAUGAAUUCAUCAAUAAGACGAAAAAUUUAUCAAAGGAGGAAAUUGCAAAAAGAACUUUUGAAUUUCUUGGAAAUCAUCCAAACACAUACACAUUGACAAAACAAAUGGCUGAACAUUUGAUGUCUAGGGAAAAGGAAGGACUUGCAUUGUCUAUUGUAAGACCAGGAAUUGUUCUAAACUCGUGGAAAGAACCAAUUGCAGGAUGGGUAGACAAUGUCAAUAGUGGAGCCUGCGGACUUAUAGCAGGAGUUUCCAAAGGUCUAUUUCGCACAUUUCAGGCUAAUCCUAAUUAUCUGCAAGAUUUUAUACCAGUCGAUAUGGUAGUAUCAACUAUUUUAGCAUCAGCACUUUAUGCUGUCCGAAAUCCUACGCAAAUGCACAUAUUUCACUGCACGUCAAGUUCAGUGAAUCCAACCACUUAUCGCGAAUAUUGCAAGGUAGUGACGAAAUGCUCGAGAGAGCAUCCUUGUAGAAAUGUACUAUGGUAUCCAGAAAUUCGACCGAGGUCAAGCUAUUUGCGCCAUACUUUAGUGAUGUAUAUUUUUCAUAUGGGCCCUGCUUAUGUAAUUGAUUUUUUGAGAAAAUUAACCAAUGCAAAGUAUAAAUUCCCGUUGCUGAAGCUACAACAACGUUUUGCAAAAGGAACAAAAUACGUUUCUUAUUUUACCACGAAGCAGUGGACCUUCUCUAGAGUUAACGCAGAAAAAUUGUUCACAACUUUGCCCCCGAAUGAGAUAACAGUCCAUCCAAUGGAUCCGUCCAUUAUAAACUGGAAUGAAUAUUUUGAAGAUUGUGUACUAGGCACAAGGAAAUAUUAUCAUAAGGAACCUGACAGAACCACAGAGGAAGCACGUAGACGAAUUAUGAGGUUGCAAGUUAUCUCCAAUUUAGUACCUUUUCUGAGUUUCACUGUUCUGUGGUACAUAACUUGCUGGACCGGAUGUUCUCUUACGACGGGGGCCCUUCUCAGUGCAGUAGUCAUAAUCUUCAUGAUUUGGAUAUAA
Belonocnema kinseyi is the source of this 1533-nucleotide messenger RNA. Its product is annotated as putative fatty acyl-CoA reductase CG5065. Lineage: Eukaryota; Metazoa; Arthropoda; Insecta; Hymenoptera; Cynipidae. The transcript is spliced from 6 exons. Gene Ontology annotation, molecular function: alcohol-forming very long-chain fatty acyl-CoA reductase (NADP+) activity. Bases 1 to 1533 code for a protein of 510 amino acids. The record is from RefSeq and is a predicted model, not a curated record. Gene Ontology annotation, biological process: long-chain fatty-acyl-CoA metabolic process. Gene Ontology annotation, cellular component: peroxisome.